Molecule: messenger RNA, 867 nt
Organism: Paralichthys olivaceus (Japanese flounder)
Lineage: Eukaryota; Metazoa; Chordata; Actinopteri; Pleuronectiformes; Paralichthyidae
Source: RefSeq, a predicted model, not a curated record
CGCUGCCUGGACAGAAGGAGAGAGGGAGGAGGGACACAGCAGAGAAAGAAAGGACAGAGAGAGGCUGAGGAAGAGGGGGGGGGAAGAGAAGAAGGAAGAGAAGGAAGCCGUCUGAUGAAAAGAGAGAGGGAAGAAGAGAACGAGAGAGAGAGAGAGAGGGGGAGGGAGCAGUGUCCUCAUCCUCAGCUGCGCGUGCUCCACGGUGCAGGGGAGAAGUUGUGGGAAAGUAAACAGCUCCGGAGGUCUGACGUAAAGAUGAGUGAGCUGCACCCGGCGCACUGCUAGAGAGCCGGGGGGUUUAUGGGAGGCUGCGGGGAUUGAAGGGUCACCCGGGAGGGUCUGCAGCUUCUUGGAGGACACACUACCCAGGACAAGGAGGAAUUAUGUCGACUGUGAUGUCUCAGCAACCUCCAAAGGAGGAUGAAGAGGAUGAAGACGAGGAGCAGGGGGAAGAGUUUGUGUUUGACGACAGCACGGACGACGAGAAACCUGAGGAGAAGAGUAAAGGGAUCAGCUUGGACUGUGUCAGUUCCGUCCAGGUGUCAAAGAAGGAGGAUAGUGGGACGUCAGGAAACGCAUCACAGACAAUCACAGACGGUACCCGACUCCCCGAAACUCUGCCUCCUGCUGGACAGGAGGGCGUCUCUACCGAGGUCAAGGCAUCAAUUUCUCCUGCAGAUGCUCCGGUUAGUGAGUCACCCAGCUGGGCCUCGGCGGCAGAUGAGCCCAGCACCUCAGCUCCCUGUGUGGGAACGCAGCUCCGGGGGCUUCCUGUGGCGCCAUCAGCUGCGGAGAAGCCGGCUGAUUCAGCAGAGCACAGCAAAGAAAGCGUCAAGGAAAGCUGUGGCUCGAGGGACACCUCUGAAG